GUCAUCAAAGCGCGACGUUUUCAUGUUCCUGGCACGUGCGGAGGAACGUCUUAACAUGCUCAAGUAAUAUUUUUGUGUUUUUUUUGUUUGUUUGUUUUCCUUUGGAAAGCUUAAACGCCUUGUCGGAUUGAUUUGACCAUUAAUUUCAGGUGAGUAAGCAGCAUGGCACAGCACUGGGCUGGAGGCCACACCACGCCGGUGCUGUGUAUCGGAGCUGCCACAGACGGACUUCUUGCCUCGGGCGCUGAAGGAGGCGAGGUGACUGUGUGGACUCAGGAAGGCACCCCUCUCUCACAGCUGCGUCUGACCUCCCAGGACGACGUCACGUCUGUGGUUUUCUCCGGCACGGCGCCGGGGCUGUUGUACGUGUCUCACGGUGAGACGGUAAGCGUCCUGGACCCACGCAGUCUCAAGAAGCCUGCGGAGGAACUCAAGGACGUCGGUGAGGAUGAGAUUAACUCGCUGUCGGUGAGCGAAACGGGCGCAUCGCUGGCACUGGCUGACGAUUCAGGGGCUGUAAGGGUGGUGGAUUUGCAGACGGGAAAAGUGAGCCGGACGCUGCGCAAGCACACAAACAUCUGUUCGUCCGUGGCGUUCCGACCCCAGCGUCCACAGAGCCUCGUGUCUGCAGGGCUGGACAUGCAGUUGAUGAUGUGGAACCUGCAGAAAGCUCGUCCCGUAUGGACCUACAGCCUCCAGGAGGCGCUGGAGGAGGAUGAGGAGGGGGAGGGGGCGGCAUCCCAGCAACGAUCAGGUCAGCUGUUCAACCCGCCUCUGGCUCACUGCGUCAGUGUCGCGUCGUGCGGAAACAUCUUGGCGUGCGCCGCAGAGGACGGGCGCGUGCACCUGGCACGCGUGGGUUCUGGCUCCAGACUCGAGCAGCAGGGGGCGAUAAAGGCUCACAGUCAGGGCGCAUCUCAAGCCCACUUCCUCAGCUUCAUGCCUCAUCCUUACUGGCUGGCCAGCGGAGGCAAUGAUGGAGUAGUGGCAUUAUGGGAUAUAAGCGAGGAGCCUGUAGUCGCAGGAGAGGUCAAGAUCAAGGUCAAGCGCAGGAAGCCCAAAAGCAGGAAGUCGAAGCCUGCCGAGGAGGGAAAAGAAGAACUUUCUGAUGAGGCCAGGAGUGCCGAUGCAAGUCAGACAAAGACGGCAUUAAAACUGAAGCUCAGUCACGAGGACAAGGUGAACUGGCUGUGUCCGGCGCUCCUUAAAGGUCAACCUAGUAUACUGGUGGCGGAUCAGAGCGCCAGUUUAUCGGUGUACGCUCUUUCUGGGCUUUAAUAGCGUUUCUCAGACAGUGCGACGACUGUAUUAUUUAUUUGCCUCGUAGGUUACAAACAAAGGGUGCUUAUAAAACACACAUGUCCGACUAAACUGAAUCAGCCUGAAGUGAUGCUUUCUUCAUACAACUUUGUACUUAACAUGACAUGACAUGCCAGAUCGCUAAUCAUUAUAAGACUGUGCUAAUUUAUUUUUCAGACACAGGAUUAGUGUAGUUGUAUCGAGACAACUGCGCAAUCUUGCGAAACAAUGAUCAGUGAGACAAUGAUGAAAUAAAGCCAAGUGUACAGGAGCCUGAAAAAACACUCCCUGUUUAAUGUGUAAUGUGGAAAUAGGAUAUAAGUAUAAUAAUAAUAAUAAUAAUAAUAAUGCAUACACAGCUAUGGCUGUAAUGUGACAUCAUGACAUGAUGCAUCGCAAUGCAAAACUGUGAAAUAGAUGAUAGAAGUGUGCAAGUCCUGUUGUGUAAUCAGUAAGAAUUGGAAUCAUCAGGGACUACCCAAAACAUUAUCACCACAAUACCUAGGUGCCGAUUCAAUUGCAAUUUUCUCAUAAUCACAAGUUUAUAAAAAUUCCAGAUUGAGUGGAUUUUUUUUUUUCGCAAUUCUAAACAAACUUGUCAAAUGAUUUGCUCCUUCCACACACACACUUGCUGCCAGUGUGUGAAUAGUUUAGAGUCCACCACCUGUAGAUUUCUAGACGAACUGCGACACAAAUGCAAUAGAUGUACAGGUAGUUCCCCGCUUACAAACAUUCAAGUUAGGAAUUUCCACAGAUAGGAACGGAUUUACUUCUGGAAGUAAAAUAGACACUGCUGUGUAGCAGAUACCAAUAUUUACAAAUAUGUACAAUAUUUUCAGUGUCUAAGUGGAUAAUUGUAUAAAAUGUCUAAAUCCCAGUAUAUUGUAUGUGUGAGAGCAUGUGGAGGUGCGGGAGAAAUAAGUCGGCCUCAUCGGAAGUACGAUGAUGGCUGUCCUGAUGGUGAAUAAUCCUAAUUUCAGAAAAUCCUCAACAAAACAGAGUUUACAGUCCAACACAGUGGAAAACAGCUCUGUGAGGAAAAAAUGUGCUCAGGAUUUCCCUCGCGAUUUAAAGGCGUAGAAACGACACACUAUUACAUUUGACAUGUAUUUCCUUAGGCACAGUUACAGUACAAGUGCUAUAUAUUCAUAAAUCUGGGAAUACUGUACCUGUAAAAAUUCAAAUACAAUUAAAAAAAUUGUCGCUUUGGCAAUACACGAAUUGUCACACAAUAGCAUCACAAUUGGUAACUGAAUAUCUAGUAUCUGUAUCUCUAGUAAUCAGUACUGUUUAUACACCAAUGCUUCUGAUCUGCACAUGGCACAGUGUUAAAAUAUAUAAAGCUUAAAGUGCUAUGAAUCAUAGAUAGAUAGACUGUCGAAUCGAUUUCAUUUUUGAACAUAGUCAAUUUCUGUCGAUUCAGUUCAGUAGUGCUAAUGUUUACUGUGUGAUUUGUUUGAGCAGCUAUAUUUCUUAAAAGUUUUAAAGUCUAAUAAACACUCAAAUGCAGUGUAACUUGUGGAUUGUUUACAGUAAAUGUCAUGUCUUCUCCUCUACACUCCAGUCCUGUAGGUGGUGGUAUUGCACCAACCAUUCAUGAACUUAAAAGAAUAAGAAAGUAUGAAUAUUGGCAGAAGAUGCAAUUAGUUAGUUUUUUUUCCUGUAAAAUCAGCAGUGUGAAUUAAUUCUAAAUUGAAAACUGAUCCAUAAAAUGUAGCUUGAAUUGGGUUUUUGUUUUUUGUUUUCCUGCAAAAUGUGCACGCUACAAGCAUCACCAAAUGUUUAAAAUCAGCAUUUUAGCCCGCUUGGAGUUUUUUUUUCGCCUACAAACCUAAGUCUUUCAGUUCCCAGGUCAGGUACCUGGUGCAAUCCAAACUUUUAUGAGAGAUUACAAAUGUAUUUACUCACAUAUGGGACAAAAUUAACCUAUAGUUUAGUCUGCUUGCUGUGUUUUUGUUUUAAGUUUCAGGCAGACAGAAUGAACAUUAUUUAUGGUUCAGAAAUAAAGGAGUCUUUUCCAUUACAAA
Molecule: messenger RNA, 3326 nt
Organism: Clarias gariepinus (North African catfish)
Lineage: Eukaryota; Metazoa; Chordata; Actinopteri; Siluriformes; Clariidae
Gene: wdr53
Product: WD repeat domain 53
Exons: 3
Coding region: 163-1278 (371 amino acids)
Molecular function (GO): protein binding
Source: RefSeq, a predicted model, not a curated record